GGCCGUCGGUGCAAGAGAUGCGCGGGUCAUCACCGUUUUUCACUCGCUCAGCUACGUUUGAUUUUGUUGCCCAUGGACCUCGGGUUGCUGCAUCGGGCGAUUCUUCGGCCAAAUCCAAACCUAGUAAUGGUACAAUAUCAAUGCCUGUGGAUGUGAUCAACACAUGCCCGAAAUUCUACAGGAGAAGAUUGGACGCGUCGACCCGAAACCGAAUCUAUCUGCGCGAACGCGAUGAUUUACUCUCGAAGAACUCGCAGUACCUUUACCGGCAAAUACCAGGUAGUAUCUUUGGCGGACUGAUACUCCAUAGCUCGAUGGUGGGAGCUAUACCAGCUCGCUUGACAAACUCAGUCGACAUCUAUUCGCUGGAUUAGAUGUAGGAGUGGGAGCAUUAUACUACGGUACAGCGUUCCACCCAGUGGUUUCGGAUGGAAGUCGGCCCGACGUUGGGUCUUCAAGGGCUAUGUCAUCAGUCUAGAUGUUCCGCUGUCUAUCACAUGUUCGAUCCGAGCGCAUAGAUUUCGUAACAACACCGACGAAAGUUUGGGACGUAAGGAGCCAAGUCGAAAAAUAAUC
Molecule: messenger RNA, 576 nt
Organism: Cucurbitaria berberidis CBS 394.84
Lineage: Eukaryota; Fungi; Ascomycota; Dothideomycetes; Pleosporales; Cucurbitariaceae
Exons: 1
Coding region: 18-374 (118 amino acids)
Source: RefSeq, a predicted model, not a curated record